This is a messenger RNA of Rhinocladiella mackenziei CBS 650.93, 1101 nucleotides long. RefSeq lists its product as uncharacterized. The coding region runs from base 1 to 1101 and encodes 366 amino acids. The record is from RefSeq and is a predicted model, not a curated record. NCBI's taxonomy places the organism in Eukaryota, Fungi, Ascomycota, Eurotiomycetes, Chaetothyriales, Herpotrichiellaceae. The transcript has a single exon.
AUGCCUCUGGAUUUGGACAUGAUGAAUUCCCUCCCAAACUUCCCCGUCAAGUCCCCCAAGUCCUUCGCCGAGGCAACCAGUAUACAGCCGAUCUCUGACGACCUAUUCACCUAUGCCGCAACGCUAUAUCCAGAUUGGUGUUUUGCCCUCAUCCCCCAUGGCGGCUAUAUGACAUCCAUCAUCGUCCGAGCCCUCGGAAUGCAUUGCAAACGGCAUUACCCAGACCUCUGCCUUCCAGAUACGUUGUCUUGCCACGUGAGUUUCCUCUCACAUGCGACUUUGGGAGAUGCAUAUGUCAGGAUCACUCCACUCAAAAUCAGCAAGCAGGGAAGGACGGGGACAUUUCGAGCCUCAUUAUAUCAAAAAGUCCAACUCAACAAAAAUCCUGAUUCAAAUCCUGACCGGCAACAUGAGGUUGCUGAGGAGCAGCGCAUUGAAGCCCACGCCAUACAAGGCCAGCUUCUGUCUAACCCUUCCGGCGGACUCGGACUCAUCCUGCCCCCGGCAACUCGGUUCUCAUCUUCAUCGCCACCGCCCAGAUUCCCGUUAACACGCGAGAACUGGAUCCCAGUAUCCUUCGCCGCAAUUCUCGGGGGGACAUCAUUCUACAAACACAAAUCGCACAGCUGUCUCGUUCCGCCGGGUACAAAUCUCUCCGCUCCAUUCACCACACACCCCGUGCAUGGCGCGAGUGUGCGAGAGAUAUGGGUUAAGGCCGGCGAACACAAGUGGUCGCCGCGCAGUCUGCCGCUGCUGAUUGAUUUGUUACCUGUGCCGGUGAUGAGUUAUCCGGAAGGACUCCAGUAUUGGCCGACGACAAGGGAGAUAAGUUGGGAAACAAGAUGUAACCCUCCUCGUCCUGCUCACUCAGAGACGGGUGCAAAAGAAGGCGAAGGCGAGGAGGAGGGAUGGGAAUGGCUGCACGCGGUCUCUGAACUCAGAGAAUGUGAUGGCGACGGAAGGUUUAUGCUCGAAAUCACCCUGCGAGAGGAAUCGGGCCGGACCGUCUGCGUGGCAAGAUUCGGAUGUGUGGCCACCAAGGUCGAUAAACUGAAGGGGAUGAAGAGCACCAGCAAAGGACAAAGUAAGAAUCGGCUGUAG